AUGCAGGCUGAUUUCUUUGGUAAGAGAGGUAUCUCUUGGCACUUGACAGUUUGUCAGAGCAAACAACGAGGGGAGCUGGUCGCGCAGACGUCUGUGCACAUAGUUGAAUCGGGUCUACAGGACAACCACAUUGUAGUAACUGUGAUGGAGCAUGUACUGAUGACCUUGAAGCAGGAACACUCCGAGUUAACCAGAGUUGUCUUCCGCCCAGAGAACGCAGGGUGCCAUCACUGCACAAAUACCAUUCUAGCCAGCAAAAUAUUGCGUGAGAGAACCAACAUGGAUCUCUACCAGAUUGAUUUCAGUGAUCCACAAGGUGGUAAAGGUCCAUGCGAUAGGAAAGCAGUGCAAAUCAAAACGCAAGUGAAGCAAGACACAAUACAUUAA
Molecule: messenger RNA, 387 nt
Organism: Porites lobata
Lineage: Eukaryota; Metazoa; Cnidaria; Anthozoa; Scleractinia; Poritidae
Source: the annotation of a GenBank genome assembly